AUGAAACGUUUCAUCAAUUUGAAUUUUGGUGCGUUCCUGUGUUUGAACAAGCUGGUAGCAGGUUAUGUGAAAUUCGACUUCGAAAAGUCUAGGGGCUCUAGCUAUGAAGAGGCUCAAUUCGGUGUGAGACCAUCGCUGGAAAAGUUCGUCAAUGGAGAAGGUUCGCUGGAAAUUGCCCUUAACAAUGAGCAAGUUUUCUAUUCUGUUGCGUUAGCAAUCGGAACGCCAGCGCAAGAGGUUACUGUGUUGUUUGAUACAGGUUCUUCCGAUUUAUGGGUAUCCGCGUCGACGAAUCCGUAUUGUUCGAGCGAUCCCAGCGGCGAGCCCGAGGGCGAUGAGCUGGUCAGUACGAGCGCCUCAUACGUUCCGCCAGUGACCACUGUUGAAGGAAUUCCAAUAUCGCCGACUAUGGAUUGUUCUCUCUACGGUGUUUUUGAUCCUUCGAAAUCAUCAACAUUCAAGGCGAAUAAGUCUGAUCCUUUUUAUAUCCAAUACGGCGAUUUGUCAUACGCUGAAGGUUAUUGGGGGUUUGAUCAAUUGACUCUAGAAGGAACGGACAUUUCUAAUUUGGAGUUUGCUGUUGCAACUGUCACCAACUCAUCCGUUGGUGUCCUGGGUGUGGGGCUAGAGAACCUUGAGUCCACCUUCGGAUACACUAAUGCAUCCAAUACAACAUACCCAAAUUUCCCAGUAGUACUGAAGGAAAAUGGUGCAAUUCAAAAAAUUGCAUAUUCACUCUACUUGAACCAAUUGGAUGCGGAGAGUGGUUCCAUAUUGUUUGGUGGGGUGGAUCACAGUAAAUACCAGGGUGGUCUUUAUACAUACCCCCUGGCUAAUAUAUUUACAGAUGAAGACGAGCCCAUCGAGUUCGAUGUAACUGUUCAAGCGAUUGGCAUGCAAACAAAGUCCGCGUGCCGGCAGGAUACAUUAGGUACAGCCAAAUUCACUGGUCUGUUGGAUUCUGGUACUACUUUGCUAUACAUCCAUGAGAAGUUAGCUGAUAAAAUUGCGGAUUAUGUUAAUGGUACCUGGUCAGACUAUUACGGUCUCUACAUGUUUGAUUGUCCUACAGAAGACGAUGACACUGAAAUAGUUUAUGACUUUGGUGGGCUUCAAGUCACUACACCGAUCCAGAACUACGUUCUAGCGACCGAAGACCCUACAGUAUGCGGAUUAGGAAUUGUUCCAAGUGGCUUCUAUUCAAUUCUUGGCGAUGUUUUCUUAUCGUCUGCUUAUGUCGUGUACGACCUUGAGAACCUAGAAGUCUCUAUUGCCCAGGCAAAAUAUGAUGAUGCGGUCGAGGAUAUAGAAGAGAUCAUAUCUACUGUUCCUGGCGCCCAAAAGGGAGCUGGAUACAGUAACACGUAUACCGGAAGAGCUAAAGAUAUUGCCACAGUAACCAGUAACAUGUUCACUACAACUCUAGUCUGUAAUAUUUCCACUACCCCUUCAUCCACUUCAUUAUCUUCUACCACUAGUUCAAAUAGCUUGUCUUCGUUUGCUUCAAAGAUGUCUACAAGAUCGGCAGAAACUGCUAGCGUAACAUCUUCUCCAAAGUCUCAUAUUGAAUCCUUAAGCACUGUGUUUUUACCUUCUGGCACCGCUUUCAAUCUCAGCACAACUUCUGCCGCCCCAAGUGUACUUUCAAACUUCAAUUCUACUAAUCCACAGACUUCGACUUUAUCGCCUUCAACUAAUGUUGCAGGCUCGACUACAUCGACUGAUGUCACAUACGAAAAGACUCCUACGGCAGCCACCUCUUCUGAUACCCUAGUUACUGCCACGAACUUUUCAUUAAAACCAACUGGAAAAACCACCGCGCUAACAACUGUUCUUGAGGGCGAAUCUCUCACCGUGACAACUUGUGAUGAGAGCACUGUACUCUCUAUGCAAUCUUCUUCGUAUCCUACAUUGAAGAUAACGACUUCUACAACUAUCAUUAACGGAGAAACUUUUCUGAUUACGACAUGUCCACAAUGUACGGCAUCAGUGGAUGAAUCAUCAAUCACAGUCCCAGUUUCAUCGAACGGUUUUGAAUUAACCUCAACUUUUGACGAACAACUAGCUCAAACCUCAUCAUUAGCCUUUUCUACUUCUGUCUCAAUUUUAGAAACAGGAUCCGGUGCUGUCAUUGCAGAAAUUCCCAAAUUUGAAAUGCUAACCACGCUAAUGGGUGUAGUGUCUGUGGUUGUCCUCUUUGUCGUGUCGUAG
Molecule: messenger RNA, 2211 nt
Organism: Lachancea fermentati
Lineage: Eukaryota; Fungi; Ascomycota; Saccharomycetes; Saccharomycetales; Saccharomycetaceae
Source: the annotation of a GenBank genome assembly